GGCGGCGGCGGCGGCCAGGUGCCCGGAGGUGCGGCGCGAGCCGCCGCUCUGUGGCGUGCGUGGCUUCGGCUGGAGCGAGCCGGACGCCAGCUCGGCGUCUAUCUAUGGCCGGGCUGCGGGAGGGCCCGAGUGAAGCGCGGCGGCCUCGCCUCCCCGUCCGUCGCCGCCUCUCUCCGGGGCCAGGUGAGCCGAGCGGUUAGCGGGGCGAGCGCUUCCGGGAGGAGCCUGCGGGGAGGCUCGCCGGGCCUCCGCCGCCCCUGCUGGGCUUGGGAAGUGCGCUUCUCCCCGCCGAGGGCGUUCGUGUCUCCGUCGGGGUCCGCCCCUGACCCCCAGCUUGGAGGAUGCUGGAGUCGUACGUCACCCCGAUCCUCAUGAGCUACGUGAAUCGCUACAUCAGGAACCUGAAGCCUUCGGAUCUGCAGCUCUCCCUGUGGGGCGGGGACGUGGUUCUCAGCAAACUCGAGCUGAGGUUAGAGGUGCUGGAGCAGGAACUGAAAUUGCCAUUCACUUUUUUAAGUGGCCAUAUUCAUGAACUGAGGAUUCAUGUACCAUGGACAAAACUGGGCUCCGAGCCUGUGGUAAUUACAAUCAAUACAAUGGAAUGCAUCUUGAAACUUAAAGAUGGAAUCCAGGACGACCAUGAAAGCUGUGGUUCCAGCUCUACCAACCGAAGCACUGCCGAGAACACAAAAUCAUCCACAAAGCCCCGGAGAAUUCAGCAGGCCGCUCCUGCAGACCCUGACUUGCCACCAGGAUACGUGCAGAGUCUGAUUAGACGCGUUGUAAACAAUGUAAACAUUGUUAUAAAUAAUCUCAUAUUAAAAUACGUUGAAGACGACAUUGUCCUUUCUGUCAACAUCACUUCUGCUGAGUGCUAUACUGUGGAUGAGCUGUGGGAUCGUGCGUUCAUGGAUAUUUCUGCAACUGAUCUGGUGCUGAGGAAAGCCAUCAACUUUUCUGACUGUACAGUUUGUCUUGAUAAAAGGAACGCUAGUGGGAAAAUCGAGUUUUACCAGGACCCGCUACUAUACAAGUGCUCUUUCAGAACUCGCCUCCAUUUUACGUAUGACAACCUGAACUCCAAGAUGCCAUCUAUCAUUAAAAUUCACACUUUAGUAGAGAGUUUGAAACUUUCUAUCACAGACCAGCAGCUGCCCAUGUUUAUCCGAAUAAUGCAGCUUGGCAUUGCUCUCUACUAUGGGGAAAUAGGCAAUCUGAAGGAUGGUGACACCGAGGACCCUGCCUGUCACAGUAAGGAUGCCUUAGCAAACAUUGCAGGUGCUGAAGAUGAGGCGAGGAUAGACAUGCAGUACCCUGCUCAGCACAAAGGCCAAGAGCUGUACUCCCAGGGCUGUGAGGAACCGCAGGGAUGGGUGUCCUGGGCCUGGUCGUUUGUCCCUGCAAUUGUGAGUUACGAUGAUGGAGAGGAAGAUUACCUUGGGAAUGACCCUGCCUCAACCAUGCACCCACAGAAAGUGCCCGCCCUGAAGGAUCCCAUUGUUUCUGUAGGGUUUUACUGCACAAAGGCAACCGUGACUUUUAAGCUCACUGAAAUGCAACCUGAAAGUAGCUAUUACAGCCCACAGAAAGUAAAAUCUAAGGAAGUUUUGUGUUGGGAACAAGAAGGAACUACAAUUGAGGCCCUUAUGAUGGGAGAGCCUUUCUUCGACUGUCAGAUUGGAUUUGUAGGCUGCAGAGCCAUGUGUCUUAAAGGAAUUAUGGGUGUGAGAGAUUUUGAAGAGCAUACGAACAGAAGUGAGACUGAAGCCUGCUUCUUCAUUUGUGGUGAAAAUUUGAGUACAAAAGGUUUGACAUACCUUACAAAUUCACUGUUUGAUUACCGAAGCCCAGAAAACAAUGGCACCCGGGCAGAGUUUAUCUUGGAUGCAGCUCACCACAAGGAGACAUACACUGAAAUGGCUGGCAUGCAAAGGUUUGGUGCCUUUUACAUGGAUUACCUGUACACGAUGGAGCGCAGCCCUGGCAAAGGUCCAGCCAGUCAGCAAGACUUUCCUUCAGGGAAAAAUGAGGAUUUGGGAAUAGCCCAAGAAAAGUCUACCAAAAGCCUUGUGGUAGGUCCUCUGGAUUUGCGACUGGACAGUAGUGCGGUGCAUCGGAUUUUGAAGAUGGUUGUCUGUGCUUUGGAACAUGAAUAUGAACCAUACAGCAGGCUAAAACCAGAGAGUAAGGAUGAGAGGGAAGCAAUGCCGAGCCUCGAGGAACUGGCUUCUUUGGAGGAGUACAUUCCUACCCGGCACACGAGUGUCACUCUGCUCAGAUGUACCUGCACCGUCUUCAUGGCGGAGUUCAAUCUGCUGGACCGCCUGCUGCCUGUCAUCAUGGGAGGAAAGAACUCAAGUAACUUCACGAAUGCCGCAAACUUCCAGUCACUUCGACCUUUGCCGUGCAUCCAGAUACUGGUGGAUAAGAUUAAUCUGGAGCACUCUGUGCCGAUGUACGCCGAGCGGCUGGUGCAUGUGGCCAGCAGCCUCUCCCAGCCCUCUGAUAGCCUGCUCCAUCACUGCUAUGUCCACUGCUACCUUAAGGUGUUCGGUUUCCAGGCAGGGCUGACAUCUUUGAGUCACGGUGGGUCUUACUGCUCGCCUGUACCAAUUAUUCCCUCUUUCAGCACGGCCCUGUAUGGGAAACUUCUGAAACUCCCCGCUCUCUGGACCAAAAGAUCUCAGACCGUUGUAACUGAAGGCAUCUUUGAACUCCCAAACCUCACAAUUCAAGCCACAAGAGCACAGACAGUUUUGCUGCAAGCAAUAUAUCAGAGUUGGUCUCAUAUUGGAAAUGCCGCCUCUUCGACAGUGAAUGAAACUUUGAUGAGCGAAGCCUUCCAAACUCAAGGUGUGAAAUCUAAGAAUCCCCUGCCAACUCUUGAGGGCUCAAUCCAGAAUGUUGAGCUGAAGUACUGCAGUACAUCAUUGGUCAGAUGUGCCUCUGGGACCGUGGGAUCAAUAAAAGUUUGUGCCAAAGCCCCAGGUGACAGUGGAAAAGAAAAGUUGAUUCCCUUGCUCCAGGGUCCUUCUGACACCAGAGACCUCCAUAGCACAAGGUGGCUUAAUGAAAGCAGAAAGCCUGAGUCGCUCUUAGCGCCCGAUUUGGUGGCCUUUACCGUCCAGGCUCCACAGUCGAUGGACGACUGCCACCACUCUGGGGCUGUAUUUCUUUGUAGUGUACAAGGACUAGCAGUUAGCAUUGAUCCAGUGUUGUACACGUGGCUCACCUAUCAACCACAAAGACGAACAAGUAGACACGUGCAACAGCCCGUGGUGGCAGUCCCCCUCGUUCCCUCGGUUAGCAGAAGGAAAGAUGAGGAGCUCUCAGCUGGAAGUGCCCCGUUGGCAAAGCAGCAGUCAUACCAAGCCUCAGAGUACGCCAGCAGCCCUAUAAAGACAAAAACAGUCACAGAGUCCCGACCGCUGUCCGUUCCUGUGAAGGCCAUGCUACACAUCCAUGAAGGCAGUAGACAUCCCGAAGAAAGAAUGAAAGAAUUUAUCGGAAUAUUAUGGAAUGCAGUGAAGAGUCUUACACUACAGCUUGAUGUACAGUCCUGCUGUGUGUUCAUCCCAAAUGACAGCCUGCCUUCUCCAAGCACAAUCGUAUCUGGUGACAUCCCUGGGACAGUAAGAAGUUGGUACCAUGGACAAACCAGCACACCAGGGACACUCGUGCUCUGUUUGCCGCAAAUAAAGAUCAUCAGUGCUGGACACAAGUGUCUGGAGCCUCUGCAGGAGAUUCCCUUUGUCAUCCCGCGGCCCAUCCUUGAAGAGGGCGAUGCAUUUCCUUGGACCAUAAGCUUGCAUCAUUUCAGCAUAUAUACCCUUCUUGGGAAGCAAGUGACACUUUCCCUAGUGGAGCCUAUGGGAUGCACCUCUACUCUGGCGGUCACCUCUCAAAAGCUGCUUCCUCCAGGACCAGAUGGAAGGCAUUCAUUUGUUGUCUGUCUCCAUGUUGACUUGGAGUCAUUGGAGAUAAAAUGCUCUAAUCCCCAGGUCCAGCUGUUGUAUGAGUUGGCUGAUACGAUGAGUAAAGUCUGGAAUAGGAUUCAGAAGAGAGGCACCCUUAGUUCAUCCUCAGUGUAUCCAGAGACCAUGGCAGGCCCGGUCCCCGGUUCCCCAGUUCGGAGCAGCGUUGGCACGGCUCUCCCAGACACCAGCACGUGCAGCCCGUCUGCUGACGUCGUAACUACCACCGAGGGGGACUCUGUUCAAGCGGGCGACGACUCACCGUUCUCGGACUCUGUUACCCUGGAGCAGACCACCAGCAACAUUGGGGGGUGCAGUGGUCGCGUCAGUCUGUGGAUGCAGUGGGUGCUCCCCAAACUCACCGUGAAGCUCUUUGCUGCAGAUGUGGGGAACCAAGGCACAGAGGUUUGUAUGGUCAGUGAGCUGGAAGACCUCAGUGCGUCCAUCGACGUGCAGGACGUGUACACCAAAGUGAAGUGUAAGGUAGAGAGCUUCAAUGUUGACCACUACCAGAGCAGCCAUGGGGAAGAGUGUUGGUCUUUGGGGCAAUGUGGAGGUGUCUUCCUUUCCUGUACUGACAAGCUGAACAGACGCACCUUGCUGGUCCGACCCGUCAGCAAGCAGGACCCUUUCCGUAACUGUUCUGCCUUCUUCCCUUCUACAACUACGAAACUACUUGAUGGUUCUCAUCAACAGCAUGGUUUUCUCUCUCUGACAUACACAAAAGCCGUGACAAAAAACGUCCGCCACAAGCUAACCUCGCGAAACGAGAGAAGGAGCGUUCACAAGUUGUCGGAGGGCUUCGUGGAUGGCUCGCCUCACUUUCUCCACGAGAUCCUCCUUUCUGCACAAGCGUUUGACGUCGUGCUUUGUUUCCCUUUACUCAAUGCCAUUGCAAGCAUAUUCCAAACUAAACUACCCAGGACCCAAAAAGAGAAGAGGAAGUCUACCGGCCAGCCCAUGCGGACCCACACGCUGACAUCCCGCAACUUACCUUUGAUUUAUAUCAAUACAAGUGUGAUCAGAAUUUUUGUUCCCCAAACCAAAGAAACACAGUCAACUGUCGAAGUGAACCAGGCAGCAAAGGAGGACACGAUGGUUUUGAAGGUCGGUUCUGUUGCCAUGGCUCCUCAGGCUGAUAACCCGCUUAGCAGAUCUGUCCUCAGGAAAGACAUUUACCAGAGAGCCUUGAACUUAGGGAUUCUUCGAGAUCCGGGAUCAGAAAUCGAGGACAGACAGUACCAGAUAGACCUGCAGUCCAUCAACAUCGGCACUGCCCAGUGGGACCAACUGAAACCGGAGAAAGGGAGCAGCUCGGGAGGAGUGCUAACGGAGAGCGAAAGGAACUCCCAGAACCCAGCCCUGGAGUGGAACAUGGCCAGCAGCAUGCGGCGGCAUCAAGAAAGGAGAGCAAUGCUAACCCCCAUCCUGACAGACUUUUCUGUCCGCAUCACUGGAGCACCUGCCAUCAUUUCCACCAAAAUGAUCUCCCCGGAGAGUUUGCAUGUGGAGGAGAUUUUAGUGUGUGGCCAUUCCUUGGAAGUGAACAUAACCACAAACCUGGACUUCUUCCUAAGUGUGGCUCAAGUUCAACUCUUACAUCAGUUAAUAGUAGCAAACAUGACGGGAUUGGAGCCAUCAAACAAGGCCACAGAGGUCUCUAAGCAAGAACAGAAGAAAACGGAUGCAUUUGAUGGAGGCACAGCUGAAACCUCCUCCCGAUACAGCGGUGCUCAGGACAGUGGCAUCGGCAGUGACAGCGUCAACAUCCGAAUUGUGCAGAUCGAGCCUCGCAGCGGUGCCAGUCAGCACCGCAUCGCCCGCCCCUCGCACCAGUCGUCAAUCGUGAAAAAUCUCAACUUCAUUCCUUUCGACAUAUUUAUCACUGCAAGCAGGAUCUCGCUGAUGACCUACUCCUCUCUGGCUGUACCAAAGUUCAAUCUACCGGAAGAGAAGGAAGACGGGAAAACAGGCCGGAACCCCUUAAGCCUCCCAGAGGUCGAUUCCGAUGUAGCGAAGCCUGCCCAGGCCUGCAUCUCCAUGGUGACCGCCGAAGAUCUCUUCAGCAGUUCUUUUCCUUCAGGGAAGAAACCAAGGGUUCUCUCCCUUGAAAGCCUCCACGCAGCCACGCGGUCAUGUGCCAGACAAGCCCUCGGCGUCACUGUCGUUCGGCAGCCUGGCCGGAGGGGAACCGGCGACUUAGAGCUCCACCCGUUUCUGUACCUAGUUGUAUCCCAGCCUUCCCUGAUUCUGAGUUGUCAUCACCGGAAACAGAGAGCGGAAGUGUCCGUCUUCGAUGCUGUGCUGAAAGGUGUAGCCCCUGACUACAAAUGCACAGAUCCUGGGAAGACUCUGCCGGAAGCCCUUGACUAUAACACUGUGUGGUUGCAGACGGUGCCUGGAGAAACAGACUGCAAAAGCGGGAUCCCUGCUUCGCUUCUUACGCUACAGAUUAAGGACUUCCUUAAUGGGCCAGCUGACAUCACCUUGGAUGUAUCAAAGCCUUUGAAAGCAAACUUGAGUUUUACCAGACUGGAUCAGAUAAAUCACUUUGUAAAGAAGAUAAAAAAGGCACAUGGCUUUGCAAAUAGCAAAGAGCCCUCCGCCCCGGCAGAGACCGUCCUGAGUCAGGAUGAGCCUCCCACCUCCAAAGGUCACCAUGGAAGGCCCUCUAAGCCCAGAGUCCACUCUGAUGAAGUGCAGAGGACGUCCCUUCAAGAAAACAUGUGGAGAGCCAUUUCCUGCUUGCAGAAGGUGUCUGUGCAUACCACCCAGAUUGUGGUCUCCAUGGAAACUGUCCCACAUCCUCAUAAGCCAUGUGUGUUAGCAUCACUGUCAAACCUCGAUGGAACCCUUAGUGUCAAAGCAGCGCAAAAAGUGCCUGGCAUAAGCCUUGGAUCGUCACUCCUCCUCAGCAUAAGCGAUUUCCUCCUUAAAACAAGCCUCAAAGAAAGAAGCCGGACUCUGAUAGGACCAUUCUCUGCUACGGUCAACCUGGAAACUAAAUGGUGUAAACACAGUGGCAAUCCAGGCCCACAGCAGUCCAUCCCAAAAAUAGCCAUGGAUUUAAGAGGUGGUCUGCUACAGGUCUUCUGGGGUCAAGAGCAUUUGAAUUGCUUGACCCUUCUGCAUGAAUUAUUCAGUGGCUAUCUUGAGGAGGAGGGAAAGGUUGACGUGCCCGCUCCCGAAUCAGCACCCCAAGUGCCGUCUCCUGUGGAUAAGACUCAGCAAAGUUCGGAUGACCUGCGGACAGGCGUCUUUCAGUACAUACAGGAUGCUGAACCUCUGAAACUCCCUGGUACCUAUGAAGUCUUGUUUUAUAAUGAAACAGAAGAGAGCCCCGGGAUGAUGCUGUGGCGAUACCCAGAGCCUCGAGUGCUCGUCCUUGUACGAAUAACUCCCGUGCCUUUCAACACCACGGAGGACCCAGAUAUCAGCACAGCAGACCUGGGGGAUGCACUGCAGGUCCCUUGUAGUUUGGAGUACUGGGAUGAACUCCAGAAGGUUUUUGUUGCCUUUCGAGAAUUCAGCCUGUCCGAAAGCAAAGUCUGUGACCUGCAGUUGCCAGACAUCAGUCUUGUGAGUGACCAGAAGAAGCUGGUGUCGUCAGACCUGUGGAGAAUCGUCCUGAACAGCAGUCAGAGUGCAACAGACGACCAGAGCUCUGCCAGUGAAUCUGGCUCUCAAAGUACCUGCGAGCCACUGGUGACCCCAACAGCCCUGGCCGCUUGCACCAGAGUCGACUCGUGUUUCACCCCCUGGUUUGUCCCGUCUCUUUGCAUGUCCUUCCAGUUCGCUCACCUGGAGUUGCGUCUUUGUCACCAUCUGGACCAGCUUGGCACAGCUCCACCACAGCACCUACAGCCCUUCAUUUCCGAUAAAAGCGUGCCGUCUGAACUAGAGUACAUGGUCAUUUCCUUCAAGGAACCAAACCUGUAUCUUCGCCAGUGGAACAGUGACUCCGUCUGCCAGGAGAUCCAGUUCUCAUCUCAGGUGGACUGCAAACUUCUGGAGUGCAGAAAUGUCACAAUGCAAAGUGUGGUGAAGCCCUUCGGCAUCUCUGGGCAGAUGGCACUCUCCAGCGACGGAGAGCACAGGCUGCUGGACGGCACCGUGAUCGUGGACUCUGUGCUCGUCAGCUUUGGACAGCAUGCGGUCCAUUCCCUAAACACUGCGAUUCAAGCUUGGCAGCAGAACAAAUACCCUGAGGCGGAGGAGUUGGUCUUCAGCCACUUUGUGAUCUGCAACGACACACAGGAGACCCUGCGGUUUGGCCAGGUGGACACCGAUGAAAAUAUUCUGCUGGCGAGCCUCCACAGCCACCAGUACAGCUGGCGCUCCCACAAAUCCCCACAGCUGCUACACAUCUGUAUCGAAGGCUGGGGCAACUGGCGUUGGUCGGAGCCCUUCAGUGUGGACCAUGCGGGGACGUUUAUUAGAACAAUCCAGUACAAGGGUCGAACAGCUUCCCUCAUCAUCAAGGCCCGGCCACUCAGCGGAGUGCAGAAACAGAUUAUCAUCUGUGGAAGACAGAUCAUCUGUAGUUACUUGUCCCAGAGCAUAGAACUGAAAGUUGUUCAGCAUUACGUUGGCCAAGAUGGACAAGCUGUAGUCCGAGAACACUUUGACUGCCUCACAGCCAAAGAGAAACUGCCUUCAUACAUUCUAGAAAACAGUGAGCUGACAGAGCUGUGCGUGAAGGCCAAAGGAGACGAACACUGGUCGCGAGACGUGUGCCUGGAACCCAAAGCCUCUGAGUAUAGCACUGUCAUCCAGGUGCCCGCUUCAAACAGUUCCAUUAUUUAUGUGUGGUGCACAGUUCUGACUUUGGAACCCAACUCUCAAGUUCAACAGCGAAUGAUCGUGUUCAGCCCUCUUUUUAUCAUGAGGAGUCAUCUCCCAGACCCCAUCAUCAUACACUUGGAGAAAAGAAGUCUGGGUCUGAGGGAAACACAGAUUAUUCCAGGAAAAGGGCAGGAAAAUCCACUGCAGAACGCAGAGCCAGACCUUGUGCAUCACCUGACAUUUCAAGCACGGGAAGAGCAUGGCCCCUCAGACUGUGCCGUCCCCAUAUCAACGGCCCUCAUCAAGCAGAUAGCCACUAAGACGCAACCUGGAGGCACAGUUAGUGAGAUGCUGGAUGAGUUCUAUGGACCAGAAAAGUCCCAGGAACCUAUCUGGCCCUACAGCAAGAAGGAUUGUGACAGGAGUGAGCAGCUGAGCCAGUGGGACAGCCCCAUGCGAGUGAAGCUGUCCCUCUGGAAACCGCAUGUCAAGACCCUGUUGGUGGAGCUGCUGCCGUGGGCCCUGCUCAUCAGUCGGUCCAGGUGGGACCUCUGGCUGUUCGAAGGGGAGAAGAUUGUUCUUCAGGUCCCCGCUGGCAAAGUCAUCAUUCCUCCGAAUUUUCAGGAAGCUUUUCAAAUAGGAAUGUACUGGGCACACACGAACACGGUGCACAAGUCGGCAGCAAUUAAGCUGGUCCAUGACGUGACGUCUCCUAAGUGGAAGGACGGUGGGGACGGUGAGGUCGUGACGCUGGGUGAGGAAGCCCUGGUCGAUGCUGAGAUCAGACUCGGUGCCUUCCCAGGGCAUCAGAAGCUGUGUCAGUUCUGCGUCUCCUCCAUGGUGCAGCAUGGCAUACAAGUUAUUCAGAUUGAAGAUAAGACUACCAUAAUCAAUAAUACCCCAUACCAGAUAUUCUAUAAGCCGCAGCUGUCUGUCGCCAGCCCCUGUUCUGGAAAGGAGCAUUUCCGUGUCCCAGACAGUGCCACGUUCAGCAUUUGCCCAGGCGGAGAACACCCUGCUCUGAAAUCCAGCUCCCUGCCUUGCUGGGACUUCUUGCCCGAUGUGGGGCCGUCCAUGGACACAGCCGUGCUUCAGAAACAGAUGCUGCUGGGCUUCUCUCCUGCGCCAGGUGCUGAUGGCUCUCAGUGCUGGAGCCUGCCAGCCCUCAUUAGACGAGAGCUUCCCAGGCAGAGCGUGGCGGUGCCCUGUGGGACCCUGAGGGAACAUGGACUCUGCACCAGGGCAAUAGCACUGACGUAUCAGGAGCACUUUGGAGUCACGUAUUUAACCCUCUCAGAAGACCCGAGCCCUCGAGUAAUUUUCCACAACAGAUGCCCAGUAGCGAUGCUCGUGAAGGAGAAUAUGAGAGAUGUUCCAAAGUUUGAGGUUUAUUGCAAAAGGAUCCCUCCUGAGAGUUCAGUCCAUUACGAGCUAUACCACCAGAUUAUGGGUUACCCAGACUGCAAGACGAGAGACUUGCUUCCCAGCCUCCUUCUGAGGACAGAGUCCACAGGAGAGAUGGCAGCGGAGUGGAGCGACGCCGUGGACACCAACAGUCAAGGGACACAGGUCGUGUUCCUCACUGGCUUCGGAUAUGUGUACGUGGACAUUGCCCAUCAGUGCGGCACGGUCAUCAUCACCAUAGCCCCAGAAGGAAAGGCAGGACCCAUUUUAUCCGGCACCCACAGAGCCCUGGAGAAGAUGGUUAGUUUUAAGAUGUUCCUCACCCGCUUGAGCCUGGCCGUGUCUGAUGACCUCACACACCACCAGACCUCGUCAGAGCUUCUAAGGCUCACGGUGGACAACAUUUUUCUGCACGUGUGUCCUGUGCCUGGGGUCCUCCCGGGGGAAGAGCCUCCCUCCGCCCUCCUCCAGCUCUUGUGUGUGGAAGUCUGCCUUGGGGACCUGCAGCUGGACAACCAGCUUUAUAGCAAGUCCAGCUUCCACUUCCCUGUCCUGGUGUGCCAGGGAGAGAGACCAGAGCCUGCGCGCUACUCCAGAGUGCAGAGUCUCCUGACCUCCGACAAGGACUUGGAGGAAUACAAGCAGAACUGCUUCAUCAGGCUCUGCCUCACCGGGUCUGAGGGGACGGACUUCCUCUUUGAUGUCAGCGAGUUCUCUUUUGAGCUGAAACCAGCACGGCUCUACGUGGAGGACACCUUUGUGUACUACAUCAAAACCUUGUUCGACACCUACCUUCCUCACAGCAGGGUGGCUGGUCACCCUGCACAGCUCUCUGCGGCGAGGCAGCUGCUGCCCGCGCAGGUGAGGCAGCACGCCAGGGCCUUGGUGAACCCGGUGAAGUUACGGAAGCUGGUCAUUCAGCCAGUGAGCCUGCUCGUCAGCAUCCACGCGUCUCUCAAGCUGUACAUUGCCUCCGACCACACCCCUCUCUCCUUCUCCGUGUUUGAAAGAGGACCCGUGUUCACAACGGCGAGGCAGCUGGUACACGCGCUGGCCAUGCACUAUGCUGCCGGGGCUCUUUUCCGAGCAGGCUGGGUCGUGGGGUCCCUAGAGAUCCUCGGCAGCCCCGCCAGCCUAGUGAGAAGCAUUGGAAAUGGGAUCUCCGACUUCUUCAGGCUUCCCUACGAGGGGCUGACGCGAGGCCCCGGGGCCUUCGUGAGUGGAGUCUCCAGAGGGACCACAUCAUUCGUCAAGCACAUUUCCAAAGGUACCUUGACGUCCAUCACCAACCUGGCCACCAGCCUGGCCAGGAACAUGGACAGGCUCUCGCUGGAUGAGGAGCACUGCAGCCGACAAGAGGAGUGGCGGCGACAGCUCCCCGAGAGCCUGGGCGAGGGGCUGCGACAAGGCCUGUCUAGGCUGGGCAUCAGCCUGCUCGGUGCAAUUGCUGGCAUAGUUGAUCAGCCAAUGCAGAACUUCCAGAAGACAUCCGAGACCCAGGCUUCGGCAGGACACAGGGCCAAGGGCGUCAUUUCAGGCGUGGGGAAAGGAAUCAUGGGGGUGUUCACCAAACCCAUUGGGGGAGCUGCAGAACUCGUGUCACAGACUGGCUAUGGUAUUUUACAUGGAGCCGGGCUUUCCCAGCUUCCCAAACAACGGUACCAACCAAGAGAUCUACAUGCUGACCAAGCUCCAAACAGCCAUGUCAAAUACGUCUGGAAGAUGCUCCAGUCUCUGGGUAGACCAGAAGUCCACAUGGCCCUAGAUGUGGUUCUGGUGAGAGGCUCGGGCCAGGGGCAUGAGGGGUGCCUGCUGCUGACCUCAGAAGUGCUGUUUGUCGUGAGCAUCAGCGAGGACACACAGCAACAGGCCUUCCCCAUCACAGAGAUCGACUGCGCACAGGACACCAAGCAAAACAACCUGCUCACCGUGCAGCUCAAGCAACCCAGAGUAGCCUGUGACGUGGAGGUGGAUGGGGCCCGGGAGAGACUGUCGGAGCAACAGUUUAACAGGCUCGUGGACUACAUUGCGAAAACAUCUUGUCACCUGGCCCCAAGCUGUAAUUCCCUGCAAACAGCAUGUUCUGUGGUGGCUGUGGAGCCUCCCCCUGCCACUGUUAAGACCUACCAUUACCUAGUUGACCCACACUGUGCUCAGGUCUUCAUCAGUAAAUUUACCAUGGUAAAGAAUAAAGCGCUGAGGAAAGGGUUCCCCUGAGUCCCCUGCAGAGUAGGCGUUUCAUUUCUGCUGAGCAACAGCGUUCCAACAUUCAACACGGACACAAGGCCAACACACCUCCCCAAACAAAAAGAUACUUACUGUAUACCUCCUCCAAGUGACCAAAAAAAAAAAAAAUCAUCAUCCAAGUGGGGGAGGAACACAUAAUCGCCAGAAUUCUACAUAUGCUGUGUUCUUACCAUACAUAGAAAAUUAUUUUUUGGCUCUGCCAUAUAAAAUGUGGACAGGCCCUAGCACACAGACCCAGAAAUAAAACACUACCACCCUUGUAAUACUCAGACCUUUGUUGUUUGGCUUGUUUAAUUUUUCACUUAACUACAAUACCAUUCUUUUAGUAAAAAACAGUGUCUACUCCCUCAGUCUGCACUCUACUGGUUUAUAAAACAGACUUUUAACUGCUCAGGUAUAUUUUGGAAAGCUUAUUUUUUACCAAGCUAAAAUGUAACACUUUGUGUAAACCAACAAUAACAGAACAUAAUGCUUUUAAGUUUGUUUCCUUCUAGAACUCCAUAGGAUAUGGGGGUGAGUUAAGAACCCACCUCUGCUGAGCUGUGGUGGUAUACACAGCUCAGCACUCAGGAGGCAGAGGCAGGCAGAUCUCUGAGUUCGAGUCCUGCCUGGUCUACAGAGUGAGUUCCAGGACAGCCAGGGCUGCACAGAGAAAGCCUGCCUCCAACAUUAAGGCUAACAAUGCCAUCAGUCAAGGUAGUCCUCUAUGACAUGAACUGGCUUGAUGAAGCAUUAACUCUCAGAAAGGCUUUGAAAACCCUGGAGUCACCAGCUGUCUCACAAUGUUCUGUGACUCCUCUUGAUCUCAUGCCAGGCCUGCAACUUGUUCCCUUCAACUGAAAAGCGACAGUUAAGUAAGACAGUGCGAUUUCAAAGGCGACUGACCUUAAACUCUCAAGGCUGCUGGGCACACAUCCCCACUACGUCACUACUGCUGGAAAACAAGUCACCGGCGGACAAUCCAAGCCAACUAUGAAACCAUCUCUGCAAUUAGUCUGUUACUCAUUUAGGAAAGCAACAAUUUUGUCAACCUCAAGAAUAAUUAUUUUUAAGAAUGUAAAUAUGUACUGAUAGUAUGACUUAUGGUAAUUUUACACAUUGCAAGGAAUUAUAUAAUAAAAGGUAUUCCUGAA
Molecule: messenger RNA, 13543 nt
Organism: Mesocricetus auratus (golden hamster)
Lineage: Eukaryota; Metazoa; Chordata; Mammalia; Rodentia; Cricetidae
Gene: Vps13b
Product: vacuolar protein sorting 13 homolog B
Exons: 61
Coding region: 342-12380 (4012 amino acids)
Source: RefSeq, a predicted model, not a curated record